Messenger RNA from Nannizzia gypsea CBS 118893, 750 nucleotides. RefSeq lists its product as hypothetical. The coding region runs from base 1 to 750 and encodes 249 amino acids. Gene Ontology annotation, biological process: N-acetylglucosamine metabolic process. The record is from RefSeq and is a predicted model, not a curated record. Lineage: Eukaryota; Fungi; Ascomycota; Eurotiomycetes; Onygenales; Arthrodermataceae. Gene Ontology annotation, cellular component: cytoplasm. The transcript is spliced from 2 exons.
AUGCUGAGUGUGCAAAGAUACAUCGAUCUCUCGCCGUUCCCAUUGACAGCGGGGGACGUGAAAUCGCUAGGUCAGAAGGAUGAUGAAUAUAAACCUCAUACCUGGCAAGAAAUAAAAGAUGUAAUAGCUAAGGGAGACAUGUCCGUCUUGAACAGGGCACCGUCAGACCUCAGAAACUACAUUCUCUGGGUUAGAGAGACGAAGAGCAAAAACGACUCGGUCAUAGAAUUCUUACUGCGGGAACGCCUUCUCUGGCAAAAGAAGGGCCAGGUUGAACGCAUAGAAGGCUCCAAUAAUACCCAGACGUCCACUGGCCUGGGCUUUGAAUAUCAGAAUGAAACUCCUUUUGCUCACCCAGCCGAUUACAAAAUCCUCCGCAACGACUGGCCAUACGGACUUGAUCAUAAUAUUGUGCACCUAGUUGUCUGGUUGAAGACCCGUAUCCCAGUUGAAGAGGAUGGCCAGGGUGGUCCAACCGAAGAGUCGCGCAAGCUUAUUGAGCAGUUUGUUGACAAGACGUUCACUCAGAAGAUUAUGGAAAGACAUAGAGAGGUAAACGGGAAUUGUCUGGAUAAAAUUAAGGAAGAGAAAGUGAUGUGGUUUAAGAACAAGAAGAAGUGGCAGACCGUUGCGAGCAUUGAGCAUAUUCACGUCAUUCUUCGAGACGUUGAUGAGGAUUUGGUUGUUGGCUGGACGGGACAGACGUCAAAGGACAUCACAGCUAGAACUUACAUCUGGAAUGGGCAGUAA